GAUCCGCCUGGCUCUGCCUCCCGAGUGCUGGGAUUAAAGGCGUGCGCCACCACCGCCCGGCAUAAUUUCUGAUAUAUUCUUAAUGAACUGGGUUAAGAACAUUAUUUAAAAUAAAGUUGUCUAUUCUAUUAAAUUUUAUAUGCUAUUCUGAAAGUACUUACCAAAUGCAAUCUAUAUAAUGCUUCUAUUUUGAAUUACUGAUUGUUAAAGGAAGUGAUAUUUUUAUUACUCAAAAAUAAUUCCUUGCUUCCUGGUGUUUUUCAUUGUUUGAAAGUUUGCUGUUCAUCUUCAUAAAUCAUUUCUCAGCCAGAUUUCAGCAGUUGUAUAGCCAUGUUCUCAUAUCUGUUAAUUCCUGCCACUAUAAUAGAGCCAUGAGAAAACAUGCCCCACUUGUAAUGUUCGGUGUGUUCCAUCUGUAGACAAGUAUAGUCAAUGGAAACCCCCUUCUGACCACCCAGAAGAUAGGCUGACUAGGAACAGGUAUCUUCAGAAUCAGUGUGCUUUGAGCAAAAGCCACAGUGCUACAGAGCGUGAAUGGAAAGUGGCUGGACCUCUGUGUGGGACUACCUUGGACAUUUUGGAAAAGUGCUUUACUCAGAUAAUGAAUGAGAUCCAAGUGUAGCAGAGAGCUAGACAGACAAGGAACCAUUUAUGACUUUUGUGGAAAUGUCAUCAACCCCAGGCCCAAAUGUUUUCUUUUUGUUGUUUGUUGUUUUUCUAUCAAAAACUACUUAUGACAAAUUGGAUGAAAAAAGGGUGGGGCAGAAGGUUUGUCUUUGGUUUUGGUUUGUUUUUUUUUUCACUUAAGUCCAUGAAACCUUUACUUCAGUGUUACAUAAGCAAUAAGAUUAAAAACAUACAUAAAAAACUCCUCUGGGAUAUAUAUUUUCCACAUACAUCUUGAGUCACUAUUAUUAGUAUGUUCUUAUUUUUAAUGAAUGACAUUUUUAAAUAUUAAAAAAUUUAAAUAAUAAUUUAAAUAACCUUAAAGGGUCACGAAGAUUGUCCUACUUGUUUACUGCAGCCAUUAUUCAUAGCUACUGUACAGAUAAUAUUUUAUUGAUUCAGAAAGUCUCAGUAUAUUAAGUAAGAGCCUAGGGGCCUAGAAGAGUAUGGAUAAUCAUGGCUUCCUACUAUGUGUCCUCUGUUUUACUACCCUAAUACCCUGCUCCCUCCCUGUCCAGUCAUAAUUCACAACUAUACACUCUUCAACAAACAUAGGGAAAAAAAUGACUUUUGAGACUUUCUGAAGUGUCCAGGUCAAGUAAGAAAUUUGUAUGCUGUAGCAGUUUGCUUUUGCUUUUGGUUUUUAGGCUUUUUGGUGGGGAGUGGAUUUUUUGAGACAGGGUUUUUCUUUAAUAUUCCUGGCUGUCCUGGAACUCACUUUGUAGACCUCAAAUUCAGAGAUCCACCUGCCUCUGCCUCCUGAGUGCUGUGAUUAAAGGUGUGCGCCGCCACAGCCCGGCUGCUGUAGUGGGUUUUAUGAGAAUGUCCCCCAUAGGCUCCGAUGUUUGAAUACUUGGUUCCUAUUUAGUAGUGCUUUCUGAGUAGGUUUGGGAUGUGUGGACUUAACAGAGGAAAAACACCAGUGAGGUUUCAAGAGCUACAUGGAAUUUCGAGUUUCUUCUCUUGUUUCUGGCUUGGGUUCACAAUGUGAGGUCUCAGCUCGCUGCUUCUGUCACCAUGCCUGCCUGCUGUCACACCUACCUGCCAUGAUAGUGAUGCAUUCCUAUCCCCCUGGAACUGUAAGGCCUUCCCUCUAUAAGUUGCCUUGAUCGUGAUGUUUUAUUACAGGAUUAUAAAAGUGACUAAUACAUAUGCUUUUCUCUUUAAUUUGCCUUUUGUUAUCAGUGAACCUAGAAAUGGGAAUACUUCCUUAUAGCUGUGCACUAUAUAGUCAGUCUUUUCUCACUAAGUAUAUUCUGUAACUCUGAAGCUAAAUGUAAACAUUUAUCCAAAUACUUAUAUUGCCUUAUGUAGUUAACAUAUACACACAAAAUUCUAGGGGAAAAAGGUAAAUAUUUAGGUUAUGCUGGAAAGUAAUUUUAAAUUCUGUAUUUUUUUUAAUUCUUCCAGAGUUUAGGCAACAUGCAUUUUUAUAAUUCAAUAAGACAUUUUAAAGUAAACAUCACUCUGUAAUAAUAUAAAGAAAGGAUAAGAGGGAACCACACUGAGCAGAGGCAACUGUUUGUGGUUGUUAAAGCAAUUUCUAUAGUUCUAUUACAUCUGGAAUGAAGGGGUAAUGGAUGAUAUUCCUAAGAGAUGUUACUUACUAAAGUAGAGCCAGCAGAAGCUGCUGGAAUAGAGGCUGGUGGAGAGUAAGUGAGGGAACCUAAGAUCUCAGAUGACAGGUGGAUGGCAGUGCCAUGCCCUGAGAGGAUAUAGGAAGAAGAUAAAAAGCUUCAUUCAGGACUGAGAUGGCUACAAGUCACAGACGAAGAUUCCAGUAGAUCACAGGCUACACUCUGGCAACCUAGUGGUGCCAGGGCAGAUGACACCAAAGGUUUGCUGGUUGAAGUGUGUAAUUGUGAAGCGGCUCGUAAGGAACACCGUGGAGUGUAGAGAAACACUACCUAAGGGGAGAAAGCGAAGGAGGGAACCAGAAGAGUCACUUAGUGAAAGGAAGGAAGCAGGCUUCAAGAACAGGCCCGGCCAGAGGAACUUCCUGUAAAAUGUGACAGUGCUCGGGAGAUUCUAGUCAUCAGACUUCAUGAUCCUAAUGUUUUUUUUUUGUUUGGGUUUUUUUUUGUUUUUGUUUUGUUUUUUGUCCUUUCUGGUGGAGAGUUCAAGUGAAAGACAAAUCGCAAUAAACUGAGGGGUUCAAUGAAGUUGAAUCCGUGAGUGUAAGCCAUCUUCUUGAAGAGUUUGAGUGUAAACCAAGAGGGCAGUGACCUCAUAACCGGGUGGGGACAUGAGUGCUGUGACAUCACCGAGACUGCUUCCCUUCUUGUGGGUGGAAGAAAAUUCCUAGUUAGCAAGUACUCAAUUCUGUCACUAAGGAAAGGCAGAUAGGCUUUUGCUGAUCAGAUGUUGUUGCUAAUCAUGUUUCAUCGAAAUGCCCCACAUAUAAAACCCAAGUGAGUUUGACUUCAGGAAAUACUAACAUAUGCCUUCAUGGCUUAAAACAAGGACAGUGUAAGUCUGGUCAAGAAAUAAAAUCAAGUUAUGGCAGCGUAUUUCUUCUCUUCUCCCACCUUCUAAACUGAAGGAAUGGCCUCAAAUGGAAAUUCUAAGAACAAAUACCAUUUGUCAUAGAGGUCGGUGUGACCCACUGAGAAUUCUCGUGACCAAGCCUCUCUUCUGAUACAGUUGACUUCUCUGGACACUGCCUAGUUUGAAGAUUUCAAAAGGCCUGAUGAGUUUGCGCUUAAAUGAAGUCACAUAGUGUGGAUAAUCACAGAAGAAUUGGUGCCAGCCCCUGGGGACACAGGCAGAAGUCCAGCCACACUGCAAGUGACAUAACAUAAUGACAAGUGACAUAACAAUUGGCGCCAGCCCCUGGGACACCGGCAGAAGACCAUCCACACUGCAAGUGCAGAAAGCAGGUAACUGUCCUGAGUUGUUUCAUUCCACGUCCAACCCUCCAAAUUCUCAAACUUCCCAAGAAAGACGUGGUGGAGGCAACCAGCAACGUCUCAGCUGCUCUACAAAGAACUCCAAAGGUGAGAAUUCUCAUCUCCCAGACAACACAACAGAAACGACUGCCCUUCAGAUGGUUCCUACCCAUAAGGAGGAUUUGGGUAGCCACCAGAAAACAAAACCAAAACUGGAUUGAUUAAGGAAAUACAAAACACAAUACUUUCAGAGAGCACUUUUUUACAGUUAUGGCCUUAAUCGAGCUUAGUCAGUGGAAAUUCUCAAGUGUGUGUGUCUGCAUAAAUGUUCUAUAUUUUAAACUUUGGGGCUUAGCCAGAUACUUGAGCUACUAACACUGGUCAAAUUUCCCUUUAAGGAUAUUCUGAAGGGAAGUUUUUCCUUGCGGUUUUAAGUAGAAAUUGACAAGGAGUGGUUUUUAGCUGAGGAGGAGCCUUGUGUGUGUGUCACAGAGUUGGAGGAGAGAGCCUGUUUUUCCCUACAAAGUUGAAGGCUGUAGGGAGAGUUAGUGCUGGUGACCCAUUCUGUUCCUUUUGGAAUUGACAUGCCUGUGAUGGAGAGGUGAAUCCACCAUCUAUCCCGGACUCUGUAAAUCAAAGGAAAAAGCAGCUUGAAGAAACAGAUCAAACAGAGAUGACAAGUACUCAAUUUGAUUGUCAAUACUGCACGGUAUCCCUUCUUGGGAAGAAGUAUGUGCUCAAGGAUGAUCAUCUAUACUGCGUCUCCUGCUAUGAUAAGAUCUUUUCUAACUAUUGUGAGCAGUGCAAAGAACCAAUUGAAUCAGACUCUAAGGAUCUUUGUUACAAAAACCGUCAUUGGCAUGAAGGAUGCUUCAAGUGCACCAAAUGUCAUGAGUCUUUGGUGGAAAAGCCUUUUGUUGCCAAGGAUGAGCGCCUGAUGUGCACAGACUGCUAUUCUAAUGAGUGUUCCUCCAAGUGCUUCCACUGCAAGAGAACCAUCAUGCCAGGUUCUCGGAAAAUGGAAUUUAAGGGCAACUACUGGCAUGAAACCUGCUUUGUGUGUGAGCACUGCCGACAGCCAAUAGGAACCAAGCCCCUGAUCUCAAAAGAGAGUGGCAAUUAUUGUGUGCCGUGUUUCGAGAAGGAGUUUGCUCAAUACUGCAACUUCUGUAAGAAGGUGAUAACUUCUGGUGGGAUAACCUUCCGUGACCAGUUAUGGCACAAAGAAUGCUUUCUGUGCAGCGGCUGCAGGAAAGAGCUUUGUGAGGAGGCGUUUAUGUCCCGGGAUGAUUUCCCAUUCUGCUUGGAUUGCUACAACCAUCUUUAUGCCAAAAAGUGUGCAGCCUGCACCAAACCCAUCACUGGUCUCAGAGGUGCGAAGUUCAUCUGCUUUCAAGACCGCCAGUGGCACAGUGAAUGCUUCAACUGUGGGAAGUGCUCCGUCUCCCUGGUGGGUGAAGGAUUCUUGACUCAGAACACGGAAAUCUUCUGCCGCAAGUGUGGCUCCGGGACAGACACUGACAUGUAGAAAGAGACAGCCUUUUCCCACCUGAAACCCGCUUUGCCUUUGCUCUCACUAAAUUGGGAACUCAGUGGCAAUAAUGUUUUUUAUUUGUAUUUUAGAAAGCAGUUUAGGGGUGGGGGUACAUAGCAGGAAAAGUUGAGUAUACUUUAUAACUGAACUCUAUAAUAAGAAACACACAAAACCACAGCCUAAUAGAAAUGAAUUACUAAGCCUGAGUGCUCUAUCUCCUUGCAAAAUACUGCACUCUGCUGUUGGAAACAUGGGAUAAUACUUCUUUAUUAUUGAGUAUAUGGCCUGUAUUUAGUGAUUGUGAAUGUUAGUACUGAAGGGAGUUUUUCAAAACUGCAGAAGGAAAACAAGAUCCAACUGAGAAGUAUACAAGAAACAAAUGUUUGCAUUUUAAGCUAGCUGGUUAUAUAUAACAUGAUAGAAAGAAUAUUAAUAGUGGAAGAGCAAGAUUUAUGAAAAAAAUCAAUCAGUAAUCAUCACACUUAACAACCUUAUCAUUUUAGAAGCAUUCUUUGUUCACAAGUACUGAAUAAGAGUUGAAAAACAAAGCUGUGGAUUUUCUUCAUACACAGGGCUUCCAUCAUCAGCUGCCUCCUAGUCAAUGGAAUUGGAUAGCUAUGGUACCCUUAUACUUAAGUACAAAGGGCACCAUCCCUGCCUGGGGAGAGCAAAGCCUGAAUUUCGAUUAGAUUUAGAUUACAGAUUCAAAUACAUUUUAGAUUAAUUGUAUUUCCAAAGCCCACAAUGGUUUCUGUAAAUGCUUGCAGAUUUCAUCUAUUCUUUUAAGUGAAUCUAACCAGAAUAAUUGUUGUCCCCAAAGGCAAGCCUUUAAAGAAAAUAAAUCAUUAAAUUUUCAUCCAUGGUAAUAAAUGUUAUGGAAGCAGUUCAGUGUUAGAACAUGAGUUUCAUCCAGAUAUCUAAGGCAUAAUAGAAUGCAUAAUUAUUCCUAAGCCUCACACAUUUUGCCUUUGAAAAUUACACAGAUAACUAAUGCUCAAACAUAAAAGUGCACUUUAAAGAAACCUAGUGAAAGUAAUAACUUAAAAAUAAUACUUCACUCUUGAUAAUUCAUGAUCAUAAGACAAACAAAAUACCACAAAAUGGGACUCAAAGAAGCCCUCCUCAGUUCUUCUAUUACUGAACCACCCCCUGUCCUGAAGCCAGCCAACUCCAGGACUCCAAUCUGCUCUGUGACCAGGAGUUCCACACCCUAAGUAGCCAAUCCAGAAAUCAACAUGUAUUCUGUCACAGAGGAAGCUUUAGUGGGAAUUCGGCCACCGUACAAACAACCUUCACAUCCAUCACCAAUUGAUUGUGGCCCUCCCUAGUGUAGGACGAAUGGAAAGCAGUCUGUGACCUCAGUGCUUGGUCAUGAGGUCAUGGUUACAGAAGUUCAUCUGUAGAGAGAAAGGUCAGGAGAACUCUCCUGGAUGUAAUCCUACUCUCCUGGAUGUAGUAAUAUGCUGACUUUCAGACUAGUGCAGAUGCUUGAAAUGUGAACUAAAUAGAAUAAAAGGCUGCACCAGAUGACAGUAGUUAAAAAUGCAUCAUCGGAGAUUCAAUUACAAUUGCUAUCAAAACAAUUUUUUUUUUCAAGACAGGGUUUCUCUGUGUAGCUUUGCACCUUUCCUGGAACUCGCUUUGGAGACCAGGCUAACCUCGAACUCACAGAGAUCUGCCUGAACUGCCUCCCGAGUGCUGGGAUUAAAGGUGUGCACUACCACCGCCCGGCUCAAAACAAUUUAAGUAGUGUAAAAUGCAAGAGAUGUUAGAGAUAUUAAUAAUUUUGAGAAACUAAUAAGUUAGACUAUAUACACAUUUUGAAAAUCACAAUUUUGCUUUUGAAUUAACAAUGAUCAAGAUAUUUUCUCAUAUUAGCAUUGUGGUGUGCAGGCCAAUUAGUACUUGCUUGCACUAAAUGAAAUUGCACAGGUAAAAUUAAACAUGCUGGUUAUUCUGUGACCUAGAAAAUAAUUCAUUCACAACUAUAAAAAUCUAAAUUCUUCAUAAUUUAUAUAGAUAUACAAGAUGUGCCAUUAUCUCUGUUAAUGAAUUACAGAUAAACAUGUGGCACAUAUUUCCUAGUUAAACAAUUAAAAAGAUCAGGUGUUUGUUAUGGUAUGUGGGGAUGAAUAGGGUAAGGAUUGAAUUUAAUUUUUUUAAUGCUACUAGAGAUCAAACCCAGGACCCUACACACACUGUCUAAGGACUCUACCACUGGGAUGUAUUCUUAGCCCUUUGAAUUUAAUCUUAACAAUUAAAUGCAUGAAAUCACUUGCUAGAUAAACAUUUUAUUAUCCUUUCUUAAGUACAGUUUAUAAAUACAUAGAAACUAUUGUCUAUUUUUGUAUUGCUUAGUCACCAAAUAUACAAUUAAUGUGUGCUGCCCAGAAUUUAAGGUCAUGCUUCUGGGACUUUGACAUGAGGGGAGGGCAGAUCUGGAUUCAAAAAUGUGGAGGUCUCACUGCAAAGACCCUUCCCUGGUGUUUAAGGAGAGUGCCACUGUAGAUACAGCAUUCAUAUGCAAAACAACUAGGAAAGACUUCUUCCCAAUAACACACAAAGACAACUGUGGAAAGCAUGGAUGAUUUAUCUGAUUUAUAGAUGGAAAAAUUCUCUUAACUGGCUUAUUAAAAAAUGGAAUGGGCUGCCUCAGUAAGCAUUGGACAUUCAUGAUUCAGGGUGACAUCUGCAUGGGCAGGGAAGUAGUUAUAAGCAAGUCUUUCACCAGAUGGCUUGGAAGCUGCAGAGAUGCUGUGCUAUUGAGCAAGGAGAAAUGGUAUUGCUACAAGCAAAAGUCAAAGGAAGGGGAAAAAUUAACUGUCAGGACAAAAGGUACAGGUGUAUAUAAUAGGCCAUGGAAGUUGCCAGUGUUCUUAGCUAGGACAGACAGAAAAAGGCUGCAACAGUGUUCAAGAACAGUUAUACCAACAUGUAUACUGUGUAGAGUAGGACCAGAAUGGACGGGAGUGAUUGGUCCCAAUGAUUGGUGAUUCCCAAUGCUCCUCACAUGCAUGUGUGGUUGGUGGCUGCAGACAUGAGAGAACAAGCAGAAGUUCAACCCUGGAGCUGUGUUUGCUGAUGUGACUGAGUGUACACAUCAACAAAUCAAGAUGCUUGACAUGGUUAUAUUUGGAGUUGAAGUUGAUAAAAUGGGAUUUUUUUUUCCAUCAAGAAAAAUGGGUAGGAUGCCCAAGGGCUCAAGUUUUAAUUAACAAAACCAUUAAAAAAUUUGACUGAGACAAAUUAGCACCAGUGGAUAACUGAGAUACAAUCCUAUCACAUAGUUCACAACUCAGUCAUUAUGACUUUAGGAACACCGCAUUGUACAUUGCAGUAAAAGAGGUCAGUCAUGAUGAAAAAUGUGUGCCUCUGAGCAUAAGUGACCUUCAUUAAAAACCACUGCAGAAUACCAACAUGAAAAAUCAGCCUUUUCACAUUUUUGAUGUUGGUAAUAUCACUUUUUAAUGUAAGUGUAAAAGUAUUUUUUAAAGUACUUGACAUGCUGACAUAGUUCAUGUGUUAAAUUUAAAAAUGAAUUUUACACUAUGAGAUGGUCAUAUUUAACUGAGCAAAUAAAUUAUUCUUUAAUGCUUUAAUGGAUAUUUUAUACCUGAAGCUGCCACAAUACAGCUUUUUGUUUUAUAAAUGGUGGUUUUUAGAAGUUUCUUAUAUUGAACAAAUGUACACUACACAUAGUAGAUAUUCUUGAAAUGGAUUUUGGAUUUUUUUUUUACAUUAACUGUGCUGUGAACACAACAGAUAUAGAACUUCUUUAGAAUUUCUACUUUUAUUUCAUGCUUCUUGUCUUAUUAUUUUUAUAAUAUACAAAUGAACUAUAUUUGGUUAUCAUCUCUAGGCACAAAUAGAAAAAUACCUUAAGUACUGAUCCAGAUGGAAUGUCUCUCCUGCUAACUGAACUGUGCUGCCCGACUCUUUUCUACAGUGUCAUAUUUAGAAGACUACUAAAUUAAAAUGAUUUUUUAUUUCUAAUUCCUCAGAAGCCAGGAGACGAGCUCACUUUAGAUUUUCCUGCCAUAGCUCAGACUCUUUUGCUAGGGUUUUUCUAAGUCAGAGGGAUUGUUAAAACUCUUGAUAGUUUUAAGCACUUAUCUAUUUUAUUGAAAUCAAAGCUUUUGUAACACAAAACUUUUCCAAAUCCACACUGUUUUACCCUAUAAUUACUUUA
Messenger RNA from Peromyscus californicus insignis, 9277 nucleotides. RefSeq names its product four and a half LIM domains 5 (gene Fhl5). Gene Ontology annotation, biological process: positive regulation of transcription by RNA polymerase II. Gene Ontology annotation, molecular function: transcription coactivator activity. The record is from RefSeq and is a predicted model, not a curated record. Lineage: Eukaryota; Metazoa; Chordata; Mammalia; Rodentia; Cricetidae. Bases 4228 to 5082 code for a protein of 284 amino acids. Gene Ontology annotation, cellular component: Z disc; nucleus. The transcript has 6 exons.